Molecule: messenger RNA, 886 nt
Organism: Penicilliopsis zonata CBS 506.65
Lineage: Eukaryota; Fungi; Ascomycota; Eurotiomycetes; Eurotiales; Aspergillaceae
Exons: 2
Coding region: 130-771 (213 amino acids)
Source: RefSeq, a predicted model, not a curated record
UCUGCUAGAGAAGCCACGGCAGGCGUGUCAAUAGUCUCUGAGAGACAAGAAAACCAGAUUCUGGAUCAAACAGGGGCCCAGAUGGGAGAGUAGAAGCUGCCUCUCUCAGAUGGCGAGCUGUCGCACGCGAUGGGAAGAGCUAGCAAAAGCCCGUGGAAAAGCCCACAAAUGACAGGGGGGAGGGAGGCAAUUGCAAGGCAGAUUCUGACUGUUCACAGGCUAAACAGCAUCCUCUGUAACCUGGGGCCAGGGCCAGAAGGCUACAUAGUAUGGCGAGGGGAGGACUGGAGGGAGCGGGGAGCAGGAGAGAGAAAGGCGGGCGAGCAGGACCGGAACGGGAUGAUCGUUUCUUCUGCCUCGCUGGGCCCUGGAUUCUGCGCCCUCCAGCCAGCACUGGUUGGCACCCCUUCCCACCAAGAGGGAGGAAAUGGGACUCACAGGAAAAGGAGAUGGAAAAGAAAUGAAAAACACAGAAAUAUUUAUUCGAUGCGGCGAUCUGCCAUUCAUUCCGCAUCAAACCCCGCUCGCAACCGCUUUCGAACGAAGCGCUCGUUCCUGCGCAGAGCCCAGACAUGCCCUCCUUACCUCUUCUUCUUCUCUUACAUCGAGAGGUCUUAUUUUUCAGACAAUACUUCGUACGGAUGGUGUGUUUGGGACUCUGUGGCUGCUAAAUAUCACCUCUGCGUGAGCUUCCGCUGGCUGCCCGAGGCACACCACGAAUUGUCUCUGCCUUCCCUCCGUUUCUUUCAGCACAUGCACGCUCUAUGGUGAUACCCGUUUUGUGUUACCUUGUAUUGGACUGAGGGGAUUAUCCUGUCUCUAGACUUGGUGUUGCGUGUCAGAGAGAGAAACCCGGUGUCUUGGGAUCACGGAGAUUUGAGGAACU